CAGAAAUCUCCGAAGUGCUCCAACGGUUCGAUGUCAUCCGAUGGAGGGCGACCAUCCCUGCCGAAUGUAACGCCUCCAACAGCUUGCAUCCUUGCCCCCUCCAGACCCCGAGAUGGAUGUGUGUGCGCACAACGGCGAUGUGAUAACGCGCUGCACGCUGCAACGCGCUGGGGAAUGAAGACUUCAGCUCUGAUAGGGAGGGAUUGUCUGCAGACUUCUUUGCUCAGUGCAGAUAGCCGUGAUAAUGCGCCACGAAUGGCGGACUGCGUCGCCCGAUGGACGAUUGGCCGGUUGAGUCUGGCCGAUCAUAGUCUCGGUCUUGCUAUUUGUACGCUUGAUCAAGGUCGUUGACUCGAGCUACGGAUGGUGUGUUACUCAAUAUUUGCACUACUGUUUCUGCCGUUGACUUAUUCUUGAAGCAUCACUGAAUCCCAAGAAUCCAGUCGUCUUACCUGAUCAACAAGAUAUCCUUCACCAUGCCGGAAGCAUACCACGCCCAUCCAGACUAUGGCUACCCGCGCGACUUCAAGGGUUACGGCGAGAAAGGUCUCGCUUGCCCAUGGCCCAACGACGCCAAGAUUGCAGUCUCCUUCGUCAUCAACUACGAGGAGGGCGGCGAACGAUCAGUCCUAGCAGGCGACGGCGUCUCGGAAACCAACCUCCGCGAGAACCCCAUGGGCCCCGCAAAGUACAACGAGCGCAACUACAGCGUCGAGUCAGAGUACGAAUACGGCUCCCGCGCGGGCUUCUGGCGCCUCUUCCGCCUGUUCAACUCCCGCAAGAUGAAGUUCACUCUCUACGCCGUCGCCCAGGCCGUCGAGGAGCAGCCCGAGGUUGCGACGCGGUGCGUGGAGGAAGGCCACGACGUCGCCUCGCACGCAUACCGCUGGAUCGACUACCACGACGUGCCGAUUGAGACGGAGCAGGAGUAUAUCCGCAAGUGUAUCACUUCGCUCAAGAGUUUGACGGGGUAUGCGCCCAAGGGGUGGUACUACGGCCGCAACUCGCCGCACUCGCGGACGCUUGUGCCGCAGGUUUAUGAGGAGAUGGGGGAGGAUCUUGUGUGGGCGAGUGAUACAUAUGCCGACGACGUGCCGUACUGGAUUGAUCUACCCACUGAGCGAGAGAAGCCUGAUCCAAAGGGGUGUUUGAUGGUGCCGUACAGCUAUGACUGUAACGACUUUAAGUUCCACGUUACGGGAUCUGGGUUCCGGGAUCCACAUGGGUUCUACACGCAUUUGAAGAACGCGUUUGAUGUGCUGUACGAGGAGGGACAGGAAGGUAUGCCCAAGAUGAUGACAAUUGGGCUGCAUUGUCGUAUUGUUGGUCGGCCGGGAAGACUGGCUGCGUUGAGGGACUUUGUGGAUUACAUUGCGAACAAGGAGGGCGUUUGGGUUGCUACGAGGACCGAGAUCGCAGAGGCCUUCAAGGCGAAAUAUCCGUAUAAGAAGGGGCAGUUGGCAUGA
Colletotrichum scovillei is the source of this 1466-nucleotide messenger RNA. Its product is annotated as polysaccharide deacetylase. The transcript is spliced from 2 exons. Gene Ontology annotation, biological process: carbohydrate metabolic process. Gene Ontology annotation, molecular function: hydrolase activity, acting on carbon-nitrogen (but not peptide) bonds. The record is from RefSeq and is a predicted model, not a curated record. NCBI's taxonomy places the organism in Eukaryota, Fungi, Ascomycota, Sordariomycetes, Glomerellales, Glomerellaceae. The coding region runs from base 477 to 1466 and encodes 329 amino acids.